AUGCCUAUAUCUCCCAUCAUCACGUUCAAGGCUGGCCGGUGCGACGCCGAAAUGGUAGACAGGCCAGCCAGGGUCAAGCCUCGGGAACAGCCCGGAUAUGUCUAUCUGUACUCCGAGGAUGACUUGGUGCACUUCUGCUGGCGAAAGCGCAACGACUCAUUGGAUGAGCCCGAGCUAGACCUCGUCAUGGUGCCUACCGACGGCAGCUUCAGUCCAUACGAAUACGACACGACCGUGCAACCGACUGCAAAGACGAACGGGCGCAUAUUCGUUCUCAAAUUUGCCUCGUCCUCGCAGAGAUAUCUCUUCUGGCUGCAGUCGAAGCCGCAGAGCCGAAACGGAGACCCCAGCUGGUUCAGCCCCCGGGAUCGGUUGAUCGGGCACAUUGUCCACCGCCUGCUGCAAGGCGAGGAAGAUCUCAACGUCGCUAGAGAACUCGCGGGUGUUCGCAACGUCGAUGAUCGACGAGACGAUGACGAUGACGAGACGAUGGAAGAUGUCGAGGGCACUCGUGGACCCCACGACCACCGUGGCGGUGGCGGCGGCGGUGCAGGCCCUGACGCAACCGGGGGCGAUGUUAGGGAAGAGGGCGAGAGCUCGAGAGAAGGCGGAGCCGAUGGUGCUAGAGCAGCCUCUUCGUCCACCUCGGAUGUCAAUUCUGUGGUGAGAAAUCUACUGGAAUCUCUGCGAAAUCAACCCGGCCUGGCCGGCGAGGAGGGACAGGCACACACCGAUCGUUUGUUCCCAUCCCUCAGCCACCUCCUCCCAACGUCAAUCACGACACCGAUGGUGGAUGGUGCAUCCCCCGACGAGAUGGACUCCCUCCUCAACUUGCUGCCACCCCGACUCUUGAUCUUUGCGAGCGGCGCUUCGGGGUUCGAUGGCACUGUUGCGCCGACGCCCGAGUCCGUCGAGGCCGCAAAGGCAUCCCUCUCCUUGGACGACAAGCGGAGUUUGCUCCGGAGGACGCUGAACAGUCCGCAGUUCCGGCAUGCCUUGGACAGUCUGACGUCGGCAAUCCGGGAUGGUGGGUUGCCCGGGGUGGCAGAUGCACUCGGCAUCAGGGUUGCGAAUGGCGGAUACAUGUCUGAGAGUGGAAUGCCCCUGGGCGGUGACCAAGCCAUGGAGGCGUUUGUGGAGGGAGUCAAGACGACCGUGGAAGAAGAAGGGCGACGCGAUGAGCCCGAACAAGGAUGUGUCACUGUUGACGUUGAGCUCUCUAUUGCUGUGCGCUUCACCACCUUUCGCGAAAAUCUUGGAGUCAGGACUGCAAAGGAGCCAGCGGCACAGCUUUCGUGGCCACUGUACUAUCCGUUGCAUGUUGGAGUGCAGCAAGGCAAUUCCUGGUUGCCCCGCGACUCUUUCGAGGCCAAUGCCUUCUCGUUCAUAAUUGUUUCGUUUCAUCUUCCUCCAGCUCGCGUCCCUUUCUUCCUCUACGAAAUACUCUCGUUGCCUCCACGCUCGUGGUGCAGAGAAGUCGCGAUGGUGCCAUCGUUUUCGACAAAACCGGAAGAGUUUGACACCGACAACCGAAUUUCUCCCUCCAAGGUCAACGGCAAAUUCGUCGCGGUGGAUGACGACGGCACCAAGUUCGAGUUUGACGUCGAGCAGAAGAAGUGGAUGCCUACCAGCGAAAGACGCAACGGAACGGAUGCCGUUGACUACGGAGAAGUGGCUGCUGCCGCUUCGGACGACGACAAUGACGGUGCGUACAGGAAACGCAAGCUCGAGGUUGAGAACGAACGGCAGGCACCCUCUAAGAGUACCGAGGCCUCGACGGAGACGCGGCCGAUGAAGAAAACCAAGGCGCCGGCCAAGGUCAGGCAGAACACGGCCGUUUACGUCACCGGCCUUCCGCAGGAUGCGACUGUGGCCGAGAUCCAUGACCUCUUUUCCCGCAAAGGCGGUCUCAUCGCCGAAGAAAUUGACAGCCACGAACCGAGAAUUAAACGGUACAUGGAUGAGGCCGGCCAGUUCAAGGGCGACGCCCUGGUCGUCUUCUUCAAACCCGAGAGCGUUCGGAUGGCCAUGAUGCUCCUGGAUGACUCCGACUUCCGACUUCUCCCCAACGGCAAGGGAGAAGGACGAAUCCGCGUGCAGGAAGCCGACUCCAGCUACAAGAAGGUACAGUACGACCAAGACGGCGCCGCCAAGGCCAACGGAGGGCCUCAGCAGGGUGGUAACAACAUGCCGCGGACGGCUGGCGAUCGUCAGAAGAUUAUCAAGAAGACUCAGAAACUCGACGCCAGGCUCGCCGACUGGAGUGAUGGCGAGGACGAUCGGUUCCCGGGCCUCGCCGAGACCAAGCGCAAGUCAAAGAAGGUCGUCCUUCGGCAGAUGUUCCGCAUCUUCCAGCUCGAGGAAGACCCAGCGUCCGUGCUGGAGAUCAAGGACGACAUUCGCGAAGAGUGCUCCAAGAUGGGAACGGUCACAAGUGUCGUGCUCUACGAUCAAGAGCCGGAAGGCAUCGUCACGGUCAAGUUCAAGGAGGCCGAGGCGGCCGAGCGGUGCGUCAAGACGAUGGACGGACGACAAUUCGACGGCCGGGUCGUGGUAGCGGAACUUGCCACGGGCAAGGAGAGGUUCCGCAAGAGCGACGAUCUCAGAGACGGAGAUUCGGACUAG
Messenger RNA from Drechmeria coniospora, 2625 nucleotides. RefSeq names its product 26S proteasome complex ubiquitin receptor, subunit Rpn13. The coding region runs from base 1 to 2625 and encodes 874 amino acids. The transcript is spliced from 7 exons. The record is from RefSeq and is a predicted model, not a curated record. Gene Ontology annotation, biological process: mRNA splicing, via spliceosome. Gene Ontology annotation, cellular component: U2-type spliceosomal complex; U2 snRNP. Gene Ontology annotation, molecular function: RNA binding. NCBI's taxonomy places the organism in Eukaryota, Fungi, Ascomycota, Sordariomycetes, Hypocreales, Ophiocordycipitaceae.